Messenger RNA from Oryctolagus cuniculus (rabbit), 3129 nucleotides. It is a transcript of the gene CUL1, whose product is annotated as cullin 1. Gene Ontology annotation, molecular function: ubiquitin protein ligase binding. The record is from RefSeq and is a predicted model, not a curated record. Lineage: Eukaryota; Metazoa; Chordata; Mammalia; Lagomorpha; Leporidae. Gene Ontology annotation, biological process: ubiquitin-dependent protein catabolic process. Gene Ontology annotation, cellular component: cullin-RING ubiquitin ligase complex.
CGGCGGGCGGGAGGCGGCCGGGCCCCUCCCGCGCCUCAGGCUGGUGGGGCGAUGGCGGCGACGGUUUCCCGGCUCCCCCGCCCCGGACGCCGAUGGCGGUGCGUUCCGGCCCUCCCCCAACAGCGUCUCCCCCGCGGUCGCCGGAGCCGGUUUUCCUGCAAUGAGAUUUCAUUUUCUACAUUUAAAGGACAUCCUUUCUGAGCUGCUGUGAAUAAACUUGGAAUGAUACUGUAUAUUUUCAACUAAUGGAGAAUUAGUUGUACCUUGACUAAGGAUUGCUGCACUGGACGACUUCAGAAUAUUGCUCACAAUGUCAUCCAACAGGAGUCAGAAUCCCCAUGGACUGAAGCAGAUUGGCCUUGACCAGAUCUGGGACGACCUCAGAGCUGGAAUCCAGCAAGUGUAUACCAGACAAAGUAUGGCUAAGUCCAGAUACAUGGAACUCUAUACUCAUGUUUAUAACUACUGCACGAGCGUGCACCAGUCCAACCAAGCCCGGGGGGCUGGUGGCCCGCCUUCCAAGUCAAAAAAGGGGCAGACACCUGGAGGAGCUCAGUUUGUUGGCUUGGAAUUAUACAAACGACUUAAGGAAUUUUUGAAGAAUUACUUGACAAAUCUUCUUAAGGAUGGAGAAGAUUUGAUGGAUGAGAGUGUACUGAAAUUCUACACUCAACAAUGGGAAGAUUAUCGAUUUUCAAGCAAAGUGUUGAAUGGAAUUUGUGCCUACCUCAAUAGACAUUGGGUUCGCCGUGAAUGUGACGAAGGACGAAAAGGAAUAUAUGAAAUCUAUUCACUUGCAUUGGUGACUUGGAGAGAUUGUCUGUUCAGGCCAUUGAAUAAACAGGUAACAAAUGCUGUCUUAAAACUGAUUGAAAAGGAAAGAAAUGGUGAAACCAUCAAUACAAGACUGAUUAGUGGAGUUGUACAGUCUUAUGUGGAAUUGGGGCUGAAUGAAGAUGAUGCAUUUGCAAAGGGUCCUACGUUAACAGUGUAUAAAGAAUCCUUUGAAUCUCAAUUUUUGGCUGACACAGAAAGAUUUUAUACCAGAGAGAGUACUGAAUUCUUGCAACAGAACCCAGUUACCGAAUAUAUGAAAAAGGCAGAGGCGCGCCUGCUCGAGGAGCAGCGGAGAGUCCAGGUCUACCUUCACGAAAGCACCCAGGACGAGCUGGCGCGCAAGUGUGAGCAGGUCCUCAUCGAGAAGCACUUGGAAAUCUUCCACACGGAGUUUCAGAAUUUGCUGGAUGCUGACAAAAAUGAAGAUCUGGGGCGCAUGUAUAACCUUGUCUCCAGGAUCCAGGAUGGCCUAGGAGAACUGAAAAAACUGCUGGAGACACACAUCCACAAUCAGGGUCUUGCAGCAAUUGAGAAGUGUGGAGAAGCUGCUUUGAACGACCCCAAAAUGUAUGUACAGACAGUGCUAGAUGUUCAUAAAAAGUACAACGCCCUGGUGAUGUCAGCAUUCAACAACGACGCUGGCUUCGUGGCUGCGCUUGACAAGGCUUGUGGCCGCUUCAUAAACAACAAUGCAGUAACCAAAAUGGCUCAGUCAUCCAGUAAAUCCCCUGAGCUGCUGGCUCGAUACUGUGACUCCUUGUUGAAGAAAAGUUCCAAGAACCCAGAAGAGGCUGAGCUAGAAGACACGCUUAAUCAAGUGAUGGUUGUCUUCAAGUACAUCGAGGACAAAGAUGUGUUUCAGAAGUUCUACGCGAAGAUGCUGGCCAAGCGACUGGUGCAUCAGAACAGUGCAAGUGACGACGCUGAAGCAAGCAUGAUCUCCAAGUUAAAGCAAGCUUGUGGCUUUGAGUACACCUCUAAGCUCCAGCGGAUGUUUCAGGACAUCGGUGUCAGCAAGGAUCUGAACGAGCAGUUCAAGAAACACCUGACGAAUUCGGAGCCACUAGACCUGGACUUCAGCAUCCAGGUGCUGAGCUCGGGGUCCUGGCCCUUCCAGCAGUCCUGCACGUUCGCCUUGCCCUCGGAGCUGGAGCGGAGCUACCAGCGCUUCACGGCCUUCUACGCCAGCCGGCACAGCGGCCGGAAGCUGACGUGGCUGUAUCAGCUGUCUAAAGGAGAACUGGUCACCAACUGCUUCAAGAACAGGUACACCUUGCAGGCAUCCACGUUCCAGAUGGCGAUCCUGCUGCAGUACAACACGGAAGACGCCUACACGGUCCAACAGCUGACUGACAGCACUCAGAUUAAAAUGGACAUUUUGGCCCAAGUCCUCCAGAUUUUAUUGAAGUCAAAGUUACUGGUCUUGGAAGAUGAAAAUGCGAACGUCGAUGAAGUGGAAUUGAAGCCGGACACCUUAAUAAAAUUGUAUCUUGGCUAUAAAAACAAGAAGUUAAGGGUGAACAUCAACGUGCCCAUGAAGACGGAGCAGAAGCAGGAGCAGGAGACCACGCACAAGAACAUUGAGGAGGACCGCAAACUGCUGAUCCAGGCGGCCAUUGUGCGAAUCAUGAAGAUGAGGAAGGUGCUGAAGCACCAGCAGCUGCUCGGCGAGGUCCUCACUCAGCUGUCGUCCAGGUUCAAGCCGCGGGUCCCGGUGAUCAAGAAAUGCAUUGACAUUCUGAUUGAGAAGGAGUAUUUGGAGCGCGUGGACGGCGAGAAGGACACCUACAGUUACCUGGCCUAGCCCUGCUCCGGGUGCGCCGCGGCCCGCCGGCGGCUCGGACGCACAGGAAAGCGACUCGGUCAUAGCAGCCAGCCUGCGCCGUUUGGACCUCCCUUUUUAAAACCGAGACCAGAACUCCCACCGGUGGUCUCAGUACAUCAGAACUGCUCAGGAUCGACACAUUUCAAGUCUGUAAAUAAGGACACCGAUGCCAUUUAACCUAAUUUAAGAACAGAGGGGACUGAACCUCCCACGCUGAGGGCUGCAUGCUACUGCAUUUAAGUCAAUACUUGGCUACCUGGUUCCAGCUGCCGCGGGGCAGCGCUUACGGAGAGCGAGGCUGAGGGCCCACGUGUCAUCUGCUAUGAAGAUCCAUUUGUAUAGUGUGUUUCAUUUUCUAAUGUGUGAAAUAAAGAAAAGUAAAGGAUUUCUGUACAAGUCGCAUUUGGUUUUGUUUUAAGUUUUACUAAUUUCUAUAUGUAAAUAAAAAGAUAUAAUGAUUGUGCAAA